Molecule: messenger RNA, 891 nt
Organism: Fulvia fulva
Lineage: Eukaryota; Fungi; Ascomycota; Dothideomycetes; Mycosphaerellales; Mycosphaerellaceae
Product: tRNA(His) guanylyltransferase
Exons: 1
Coding region: 1-891 (296 amino acids)
Biological process (GO): tRNA modification
Molecular function (GO): tRNA guanylyltransferase activity; magnesium ion binding
Source: RefSeq, a predicted model, not a curated record
AUGGCCAACACCGAAUUCGGCUACGUCCGCAACUUCGAACUCGCCGACAACAUCGCCCCAUCAAACUGGAUCGUCGUCCGCAUCGACGGCCGUGGCUUCUCCAAACUCUGCAAAAAUUACCACUUCACCAAACCCAACGACCGCCGCGCCUUGGAAUUGAUGAACGCCGCUGCCGUCGAAGUCGUCAAGUCUUUCGUCGAUAUUGUCCUGGCGUAUGGACAGUCGGACGAGUAUAGUUUUGUGUUCCACGAGAAUACGACGUUGUUCGAGCGUCGGAGGGAGAAGUUGGCAACGAGUGUUAGUACCAUGUUCACGGCGGAGUAUUGCAUGCUCUGGCCGAACUUCAUGGUGCGUGAAGAGGGUGAUUCGCGGUUUGUGGAGAAGGGGAGGGUGAUUGGAUUGGAGCGACCGUGGCCGACGUUCGAUGGGAGGUGUGUAGCGUACCCCAAGAAGAGGAUCCUGCGGGAUUAUUUGAAGUGGCGACAAGCAGACUGCCACAUUAACAAUCUCUACAACACGACUUUCUGGAAUGUGGUGCAGAAUGGGCCCAUGAGCGGGACGGACGCGGAGCUGGAAUUGAAGGGAACGCUGGCGAAGGAUAAGAAUGAGAUUUUGUGGAGUCGAUUUGGGGUGAAUUAUAAUGCGGAGCCGGAGAUUUAUAAGAAGGGGAGUGUGGUGUAUCGGGAUUAUGGGGAAUGUGAGGCGACAGGGGGAAAUGGUGGAUGGGGAGGGAACAAAGAAGCGACGGAGGGAAGUAGGAGUCAGAUGGAGAGGGAGAAGAAGAGGAAGCAGAAGGCAAGGAUUGUUGUGGAGCAUGUUGAUAUUAUACAGGAUACGUUUUGGGAGAAGAGGCCUUGGAUUCUGGCAACGAAGAAGGGGGAAGAGGAGUGA